Symbiodinium natans is the source of this 4230-nucleotide messenger RNA. The record is from the annotation of a GenBank genome assembly. Lineage: Eukaryota; Dinophyceae; Suessiales; Symbiodiniaceae.
AUGGACGCGGCAGGGGCCGCAGCCGCUGCUGCAUUGCUGUGGUCCUCAGGUGCAGAUGUUCCAAAGUCAGACUCAGAGGGAACCGAACCUCCGAGUGAUCAGGACGAGGUGCGCGCUCGCCAUCCAGCUUUUGCGGGGUCGUUGGUCAAGCUGCAGAACUUCCCGGCCUCAUGGGUCGAGGAAGACAGCCGCUUGCUGCUUCCCGAGCGACUGGCGCGCUUGCUUGAACGGUUCGGAGAAUUGGCUUUGGCACCAGUCGUUGCGGAGAAUGAAGGACCACUGCUCUACGCGGCCUUCGUGGAAGCAUCGGCUGCCACCCAGGCUUUGCAAAUUCUGCAAGCAACAGUCUUCGGAUGCAUUUACGAUAUUUUUGUCUUCGCCAUCCGCUACCUGUGGUGUGUAUACGACCCCAGUGAGCCGUUGCUGGGAGUCCAGCCAUUGCCGCCAAGUCAGAGGCGCGGCUCGAAGCCGACGCUGCUGGGCCGCAAGUCGGAGAAGCCGGCGAAGGUCUCGGAGGAUGGUGGCGCAGGAGAUACGGGAGAUGCCAAGGAGGAAGUCGUGACCCAAUCCACUUCCAGCACCUCUGCAAGAAGGAGGAUUGCAAGUGCUGCGACGCCAAAGAGGGCCCGUGCCCCACCAGGCAAGUCUCGAGGUGCCGCGGCAGCGCUGUUAACACAGGCAAGUCCGCGGGGGUCAAAGGAAGUCUCACCGGCCACCGGAUCAACGGCGCCACCUGCUCCACCCUCCCACUCGGAGGAUUCCGCCCCUCUGGGCCAAUCUACGCAGAGUGUAGACAGCAGCUCGGACACCCAGGUUCAGAGUCCACGGCCAGCUCCCAAAAGAGCGCUGUGCUGUGGUGAUGGACUCAUCGGAUGCUUCGGAGGCUUCAAAGAGAUGCUUCGCUCCCCCCCUGAGAGGAAGCUUGGCGAAGGGGCCGAAACUGCCCAGCUGCAGCUGCCGUUGGGCCGAUCCUUCCAGGAGCAGCGUGAGUCGGAGCGACGGGCUCGGCUUGCAGAGCUCAACAGGCGCUUUGCCGCGGCACAAGAGGCGGCCAAGGGCUUGUUGCUCUCAAGUGAUGAGAAGUUGCAGCUCUACGCCUACCAGAAGCAGGCAAUCGAAGGCCCCGUUUUUGGAAGUCCGCCCGGCCCCUUGAACGUGACUGCCCGCUCAAAGUGGGAUGCCUGGGCGAAAUUGAAUUGCAUGGAAAAGGAUGUUGCCAAGCAGGGUUACUGCGCCCUCGUUGACAAGUUUGCGCCCGGUUGGAGGACCAGCGACCAGUCUCUCCCUCGCUCCUCGCUGGCUUCGGAAUGCUGUGAACAUUGUGAGCGCGCAGGUCCAGAGCAGGAGUCUGAGGCUACUACGGCUACGAGUAGAGGCAAAUUAGCCCGGACAUCCAAGACCGCAUCUUCACUGCCAUAUGGCGCUGAUGCACUGAUGUCUGUUCCCUCUUUGAAAACACUGGCCUUGGUGAAGAAGAGCGAAAGCAUCUGCGAACGUGUGAAAGCAAAAUCUAUCAAGCAGUGCAAAGGCACCUCACAGAAGUCUUGUAGCAUCAACGUAGAGCGAGUGGUGGUGUACACGAUCACCAAAGAUGGCUCUGCACAGACGCUGGACUGCCGGGCCAGCGACCAUAGCGGCAUUGCUCUGGGCAGCAGUGCAAAAAAGAUUUCUUUGAGAGGCCGUCCGGCCCAUCCAUGGGAGCGAUUCUCCGCCAAGCUGGAGGAGUCCCCUUUGGUUGCCAAGAAGAUCUUCAAGACCUUUGUCAGGCGAGCUGGGCCCUCAGGGUCCCGCACCAACGACCAACACAAGGCGAGAGCCAGUGAUGGCAGUGAGACAGAGCCUCCGACGGAGCCGCCCAGCGAGGCUGAAGACCAAGGGAGCCAGGUCAGUGCCAAGGUCCUGCUUGGCAACUUCCCUGUCUCCUGGCUGGCGUUGGAGGUGCGACCUCAACUGGACGCGCGCAUCACGGCCCUUCUGACCAAGUUCGGCAGUCUUGACACACUACCUGAAGCCGUCGAGCGUGCUGGAAGUAUGAUCGCCGUAGCAGUCUUCCAGGAUGCCGGCGCUGCUCAAAAGGCGGUGCAGGCGCUGGAUGGCUUCGACUGGAGGAGCUCGGAGGCUGCCAAGAGCCCUCCCGCAGCCCAUGAGUGCUUCAGCGCAAAGAUCCUGGAUGAUGAAGCAGAGGCUGCGUUGAGGCUCACAUCGACCUCAGGUGAUCCAGAUGCUCCGGGCGCUGCUCCGGAUCAGAUGCAUCAACCAGAGGACCUCAACGAGCAAUCUGCAGUGGGAUCCCCUUCGCCGCAGUCAAUGAAGACAACGCAAAGACCUGCACGGGUCAAGCUGCCGCAAACCGGUCGGAACCUGCGCUGGGAGAAGUCUAGCAGCGAGGCUGAAGAUGAGCAACCGGCGUGGACGGUGCACCCAGCGGAGGCCGCCGUCGAGCCCGCCGAGGCGUUUCAGGUUGGGCCCGAAAUGCGUCAGCUGGAUCUGUCGGACACGCAUUUGGUGGUGUCUGGGCUGCCUUGGGACUGGAGCGCUCUGCAGCUGCAGAUGUUGUUCACACCUUUCGGAGGAGUGCAGGCCAUGCAACUUGGAAGCGACGACCGCGGUGGGCGCCUGGCCCUGGUGCGCCUGGAGGAGCUGGCGCAGCACGCCGCCGCUGCAGUCCACUUCCAGCAGCCCCAACCCGGCGAGUUGGCGCAGCUACGUUGUGAGCAUGUCCUGGGUCCGCGGGAGAAGGAGCUGUUGGCGCAGGCAGCCGAGGCCGAGCGGCUGAGGAAGGAAGCAGAAGAAGCAGCAGCUCGUCAGCGCGAGGCAGCUGCGGCAGAAGCCGAGAAGCAGCGGCAGGCAGUUCUCUUCGCCAGUCGCCGAGUGCUCUGGGAAGCUGCAAAUGCAGACUUCGCUGCUGCCGUGCUGGAACAGGCGGCGCAGCCGGAAGAUCUGGAGCGCUGCAAGCGCCUUCAGGCUGCUGCAGCGUCUUUGAGAGAUGCCUCGCUCAGCAAACAGCGAAGGCGAAUGUUCGUGGCACUGGUGGAGGCCGAGCGCAAACGGCAGGCACAAAUGGCCUUUGAAAUGGAGCACGAGGCUAUGCGCGCCAUGGAUAUGGAAUCCAAGGCUUGGCAGGAGUACCUGCUGAACGCCGAGCAUCACUAUCUGGAGAUGAUCCGACAGGCAGAAGCCGCCGAGACUCUCGCAAUGUCCAAAGCUGACCGCGAGAGCCGGCGUGCUGAGCAGGCACGGAUUGACCAGGAGCGGCGGAGACGGCGGAAGGAGCGCGAAUCACAGGCAGCCGAGGGGCGUGCCAUGAAGAAGGCAGAUAAUGAGAGCCGUCGAGUUGAGGCGGCCAUCUUCCUUGAGGAAGAGCAAGCUCGCGAAGAGUUUGAGACAGAGUUCAUGGAACGAGCCGAGGAUGAGAUUCGGGAGUUCUUGGUAGAGGAGGCUCGCAGGGAAGCGGACGAGCGGCGGCGGAUGGCUGCUGAUGAGGCUGAGUUCUUCCGGCGACAGGAGGAGGAGAGGCGGCGACGAGCAGAAGAAGAGAGAAAGCAGAAGCUCGUAUUGGAGUGGCGAAGGAAGAAGGAAGCCAGGAGGGCCUUGGAGUCGGAUGAUGACGAUGAGGCUCCGGCUCCAGACGACGAGGAGGAGGACCAAGAGGAGCCGAAGGAGGAGAAAAAGGCAAGCCCAACCCCACAAAAGGCAAUCGUGCGCAAUCCAUUUGGGCCGGUCAACGUGCCUGUUCCGCCGAAGACGGUGGCCCAAGAGGAUGCCAAAGCUAAGAAAGCCAAGGAGGAGGACCACAAGCGCGUGCGUGAAGAAGAGCGACGCAGGCUCAAGGAAGAAGCUUCCAAGAGGCGGAAGCGUGAGACAGAGGAAGCAGCGGCAGAGCUCCAAAAAUUUGAGCAGGAGUUGCAACGACGAAGUAACUUCUUGUUGCGACGCCGGCAGCAGGAGGAGGAAGAUCUCCGAAAGGAGGAGGAGGCUCAGCAGCGAGCUGAGAAAGAAGAGCAGGAGCGCAAGCAGCGAGAGUUCGAAGCAUCCUGCAUGGCCCGCGAGGAAAAGCUCCGCAUGCCCUUCGAACUCGAGGAGCGCCGGCAAGAGUCAGAACGGCGUAAACGUGAGGAAACGGAGCGCAGAAAGCAGGAGCGCGCCGAGAGGAAGCGAAAGGAGCAGGCCAAACAUUUGGGAAAUGACGAUGUUGAGGCGCCGCCGGCCCCGGACGGUGCAGCCGCGUAG